Messenger RNA from Penicillium arizonense, 5886 nucleotides. RefSeq lists its product as uncharacterized. Lineage: Eukaryota; Fungi; Ascomycota; Eurotiomycetes; Eurotiales; Aspergillaceae. Gene Ontology annotation, molecular function: nucleic acid binding; protein binding; RNA-DNA hybrid ribonuclease activity. Bases 1 to 5886 code for a protein of 1961 amino acids. The transcript is spliced from 4 exons. The record is from RefSeq and is a predicted model, not a curated record. Gene Ontology annotation, cellular component: kinesin complex.
AUGUCAGGCCUGGAAGUGAUCGGCGGCAUCUCUGCUGUCAUAUCCAUAAUCGACGCCUCGGUUAAGAUCUACGACAGUGCUCGGAAGGACAUUAAGUUGUCUAAGACAUUUGACACCGUUGGACGGCGACUCCCUAUUAUCCUCGAUACACUCAACACAUGCAAGAGCAAUCUAGAACUGAGCAAAGACACCAUGUCCGAGGAUGCCUGCAAAGCCUUGGAGAAGACUCUCGACGUCUGUGGUGAAAAGGCCCGAAAUUUGAGAGAAAUAUUUGAAAGGACCAUGCCUGGUGAAAAGGAUACGUGGGAGAAACGAUACUUCAAGGUCGUUCGGAGACUCGGUAAAGGAAGCAAGGUCGAAGAUCUAAUGGUCGCGAUCACCGAAGACGUCCAACUCAUUGUCAACGAACAUGCCGUAAAUUCCGCCACACCGGAACAAAAAAUCAUGCUUGAAGAUAUUGUCAAUGAGAUGAAGUCUCUCCCAUCCUCAUUACCUGAGGAAAAAAGCUCGGCCAUGACUUUCGACAGUGGCGGCGGGGAGAUGACGGCCUACGUCCACAGGGGUAGUGGGACGCAGUAUAUCCUCAGCGGCAGUGGGAAGCAGUAUAAUGCUGAAACCCAAUAUAUUGCCAUCUCUCAGCAGAAACAAGAUUUUAGUUUUCGGGGAUCUGUUGGCUUCUGUAUCGGCCAAGUGCCUCAUAUCCCCUCGGAACUCUUCAUCGGCCGCACCUCCGAGUUUGAUAAGAUGGCAGAUAUUUUACGACCAGGUAACGAGUCUCCAAAGCAACGGCGCCUAGUUCUGGGCGGUAUGGGUGGUAUCGGAAAGACGCAGCUUGCCAUCGCUUACGCAGAACGCCAUCGUAAAUUCUAUGACUCGGUUUUCUGGUUUGAUGCAGCAUCCGAAGCUGCACUAAAAGACAGUUUUCAAUCGAUCGCCAACCUAGUCUUCGACAUACAGGAACCUGGGCUCCUUGAGGGUAAAGAAAUUGUGAUACGUGUACAUCAAUGGCUGUCUGACAAGAAAAAUAUUGGAUGGCUGUUGGUCUUUGAUAACUAUGAUGACCCCAGCCAGUUUAAGAUUGACCUCUAUUUCCCCCCCGCUUCUCAUGGGGCCAUUAUUGUCACCACACGACGCCCCGAUCUUGUCGCAGGAGGCGUUGUCCAGAUAAAGCCUUUUGAGAAUAUCGAAGAGAGCCUUGCAAUCCUCCAAACCAGAUCAAAACGAGAGAAUAUUCAAUCCGAUCCUCAUGCAGGGCGACUCGCGAAGCGACUCGGAGGCCUUCCUCUCGCUUUGGCUACCGCCGGGUGUUAUCUUCGACAGAGUCCCUUCACUUUCGAACGAUAUCUUCAGGAGUACGAGAAACGCUUCAAUAUUGAUCCCCGCCGCCCCGUCAAGCUCCAGGAGUAUCAGAAGCGCACACUCUACACGACCUGGGAUUUGUCGUACGAUCUCCUGAAAAAGGAGGAUCUGGACGCGGCAAACCUACUGAAAUUGUUAGCCUACUUCGGUAACCAGAGCCUUUGGUACGAGCUUUUCCAUGCGGGGCUUGCCGAUAAUUCUCCCGAGUGGCUACGGGAAGUGACCGCAGACGACGUUAACUUCGACGGAGUGAUGAGAAUCCUGACUGAAUACUCUUUUCUGGAGUUUCAGCCGACGUUAGGAUCAUGGAGUAUGCAUAACUGCGUUCACGACUGGACAGUAGCCGCGCUAAAUAAGGAUAUCGAUGCACAGCAUUAUUGGUACGCCUUUGACUGCAUUGAUGCAUCCCUGAAGGGGGUCGAAGUGGAUUCAUUUGGAUACGUCUCUUACUCCCGCUUGGCUGAUCAUGCAACACGGCUAGUGCAACAUCCGUUCCUCCAAAAUGAUAUGAUUUCCAGUUCUAUGCCUGAUCGACUCGGCUUGGUCUCACGCGUUUCACAGCUACUCAAAGACCAAAUUCGGUUUGUUGCAGCGGAGGAGAUGUACCAGCGAGCACUGGCAGGCUCCGAGAAGACACUGGGUCCAGACCACAUAUUCAUCCUCACGACAGUCAAUAACCUUGGGGGUCUCUACUCCGAUCAGGGAAAGCUGAAGGAGGCGGAGCAGAUGUACCAGCGAGCACUGACAGGCUACGAGAAGGCACUGGGUCCAGACCACACAUCCACUCUCGCGGCAGUCAAUAACCUUGGGAGUCUCUACUCCGAUCAGGGAAAGCUGAAGGAGGCGGAGCAGAUGUACCAGCGAGGACUGACAGGCUACGAGAAGGCACUGGGUCCAGAUCAAACAACCACCCUCACGACAGUCAACAACCUUGGGAAUCUCUACGCCGAUCAGGGAAAGCUAAAGGAGGCGGAGGGGAUGUACCAGCGAGCACUGGCAGGCAAGGAGAAGGCACUGGGUCCAGAUCACACAUCCACCCUCGACACAGUCAACGGCCUUGGGAGUCUCUACUCCGAUCAGGGAAAGCUAAAGGAGGCGGAGCAGAUGUACCAGCGAGCACUGGCAGGCAAGGAGAAGGCACUGGGUCCAGAUCACACAUCCACCCUCAACACAGUCAACAACCUUGGGAUUCUCUACAGAAAUCAGGGCAAGCUAAAGGAGGCGGAGCAGAUUUGCCUCCCCCGGGGGACGGCGACUUACUGGUCUCUGAACGACCCGGGGAGGAACUCCACCAUUGACCAAACGGUAACGAACGGACCAGACCUGCUUAUCAAAUGCCAUCUAUACCACGAAAACUACGGAUCAGACCACCGGGCCACGUACUCGGAAUGGAAUCUCCAAGCUCAGCGUAAGCCAACCGCUAAGGCAAGGAAGGCUUUUGACCGAGCGGAGUGGAAUAAGAUUGGCGAGGAGGUGGUACAGCAGAUCGGCCUAUGCAAAGAGAUCAAAACACGACCGGUACUAGACGAGAUGGUUCAAAAACUCACAGAGGCGACAGCGGGGGCCGUGGACCAGUUUACACCUAAUACACGCCCGACGCCAUACUCUAAAAGGUGGUUCACCCCAGACCUUAAGGUACAACAAACCAAGGUCAACCAGCUGCGCAGGAAAUGGCAGGAGAGCUGUGCCGAGCUUGGGCGAAAGCACUCCUCUUCUAUAGCCCUCUUCCGAGAGAUGCAACAAAGACGACGGGCAUGGACCCGGACUAUUGAGAAAGCUAAAGCAUCACACUGGAAACAAUUCCUAGAUGAGGCAGGGGAAGGGAAACUAUGGAAAGCUGCCACCUACAUGAAACCUCGAGAAGCCUGGGGGUGCAUCCCAGCGCUGCAGGUCGGCACCAACGAACUCACUGGGAAUGAAGAGAAGGCACAAGCUUUCCUAGACUCCUUCUUCCCCGAAACGAAUACUCCCCAGGAUAGUCCACCAACCUUGGCACCUUUAGAACUCCCAUGGCAACCCAUCACCGAGCUUGAAAUUCAACGUUCUCUCCAAGCCGCUAAAGGAACCACCGCACCGGGAGAUGACGACCUGCCAAUGCUCGUGUGGAAGCAGCUAUGGAAACACCUUAAGAGUAUCAUUACUAGGAUUUUCACCGCAUCCGUGUACCUAGGCUACCACCCGAAACGAUGGCGGAGUGCGAAGAUCGUGGUGCUACGGAAACCUGGGAAACCGAAUUACUCGAUCCCCGGAGCCUACCGCCCGAUCUCACUUCUUAAUACGCUAGGCAAGCUUCUCGAGGCAGUAGUAGCCCGACGACUUUCAUAUCUUGCAGAAAAGCAUGGUCUGCUUCCGGACACCCAAUUCGGUGGGCGUCCAGGAAGAACCACUGAACAAGCUCUCUUAGUGCUCUCUAACGCAAUCGACCGGGCGUGGUAUAAACAUAAAGUCGUAACUCUCAUCUCAUUCGACCUAAAAGGAGCCUUUAAUGGGGUCAACAGGACGAGCCUGGAUGCCUGCCUACGGGCUAGGAGGAUCCCCACGGUAGUGAGAAAGUGGAUCGCGAGCUUUAUGAGCGACCGCUACGCUAGCAUAGGAUUCGACGACUUUCGCACAGAGGUGGCACCGCUAGCGAACGCAGGACUCGCACAAGGAUCACCUCUCUCCCCUAUCCUAUUUGCUUUCUUCAACUCCGACCUAGUUGACCAACCCGUCACCAUCCACGGCGGCGCAUCGGCCUUCAUUGACGACUACUUCCGCUGGCGAGUAGGUCGCUCGGCCGAGGAGAAUCUAGCCAAGAUACAGUCCGAGGAUAUCCCCCGUAUCGAAGCAUGGGCUCGACGAACCGGGUCAUGCUUCGCAGCCGAGAAAACCGAGCUCAUCCACCUAACCAGAAAGAAAAGGGAACACCUACAGGGACAAGUCAUCGUGAAUGGGGCGGUCGUCCCGCCAUCGCCGACCGCCAAGCUGCUGGGCGUGAUCUUCGAUCAGGAGCUGCGGUGGAAAGAGCACGUACAACAAGCCAUCAAGCGCGCAACCAAAGUGACCAUCGCCUGUGGCGGGCUACGACACUUGCGCCCAGAACAGAUGCGACAGCUCUACCAAGCAUGUGUCACCCCAGUGGUGGACUAUGCCUCGUCGGUCUGGCAUGACCCGCUGCGGGACAAGACUCACCUCCGACAGUUGAAUAGCGUACAAAGGACCUCACUGAUCCGCAUUUUAUCGGCAUUCAGAACAGUUGCAACCACAACCUUGGAAGUGGAAGCACACGUUCUUCCCACCCACCUACGACUCCGCCACCGAGCCCAGAGGACCAUCGCUAACCUCCACACUCUACCGCGUGACCAUCCCAUCUGGAGCACGCUUGUACGAGCCCAGAAGCGUAGAAACAAUAUAGGGUCAUACGCUCGCUUCCCAUUGGCGGAAGCGUUGAAGACCAUGAGCCUCGAAAGGCUAGACGAAUUGGAAACCAUCGAUCCACGACCGUUACCACCGUGGCGUCUCGACCCCUUUGCUGAAAUUGAGAUCGGAACUGACCGAGAGACCGCGACACAAAAAGCCGAGGCUGUAGGCUCAACAUCCGACAUUAUCGUCUAUUCAGAUGCAUCUGGCCGACAGGACCACUUAGGUGCCGCUGUCGUGGCACUCGACGACAACCUAGAGGUCACAGAGGCCCAACAGAUCCAAGUGGGACCGAUGGACCGCUGGUCGGUCCACGUAGCGGAGCUUAUAGGCAUUUUCCACGCGAUAAGCACAGUCUUUAAGAUAGCCCACCAGCGAUCAGGAACGGCAGACAAACAAACAACAGCGACGAUCCUGUGUGAUAGCAGGUCAGCCUUACAGGCGAUCCAUACCGCGAGAAAUAAAUCAGGACAACGGAUCGUCCACGCGAUCCUUCAAGCGGCCACCGAGGUUCAAGCAGCGGGAAUUACGCUUCGCCUUCAAUGGAUACCAGGCCACUGUGAUAACCCCGGAAACGACGCCGCAGACCGAUUAGCUAAGGACGCCGCGUGCCCUGGCAAGACACAUCCCUUCCGCCCUCUACUCACCAGGGAACGGGCGCACAUCCGCAGCAACAUCUUAGCGCAGUGGGAGCAAGAGUGGAAGUCAUCCGCUAAGGGAGCUCAUUUGCGGAGUAUCGAUAAGACCCUACCGGCGAUCUACACCAGAAGGCUGUACGGAAACCUGCCUAGGAACCGAGCGUACCUACUGACACAAUUACGCACGGGCCACAACUGGUUGUCCACCUACGCCAAGACCUUCGGCUUCCGCGACGAUGAUCAGUGCGAGUGCGGCGCGCAGGAGACAGUCGUCCACGUGCUGGUGGACUGUCCAAGACUGAGGAAAUCGCGAAGGGACUUAAGGAGAGAAGUUGGGGACGCGUUUAACAGCGUGUCGAGUCUGCUGGGAGGCUCAAAAGAAGGUGAGGGAGGUAAUCCAGACACCGUCUCGAGGACUAGGACGGUCAACGCCGUGCUGGACUUCGCCGAGGCGUCACAACGGUUUCAAAGUCGCGCGCCACGAGGGUAG